UAGCCAUCAGCUCUAUGCGUUCCAUAGGUUCAACACUGGCUGCGAUUGGUGAAGAUGAGAGUCCUAACACAGAGAUUCCAGCAGUCUUCAAGAAGUUUUCUAUGGAUAUUGGAUCCUACUUCAACUGCUGCAAUAGCCAUCAGCUCCAUGCAUUCAGUAGGUUCAGCAUUUGUUUCAUGCGGUGAAAAUGGAACUCCCAACACAGAAAUGCCAGCAAUUAGUCCCAUGCACAUGGGUUCAAACUCACUCCCAAAAUCAACUAUUGGAUUGCCUCUAAUGUCUCUACAAACACUGGGACAGUUACCUAAGUCAGUUAAACUGGACCGAUCGCACAAUGUCUUGUCAAAUCCACCAUUCAGAUGUGCUGAGCUGCCAGUUUCCAAUUCACAACUGACAGAGCCCAUCAAUAAAUGUCUUGAGUACAGCACAUCUUCUACAAAGGAAAUCAGUGAAGGUUCAUCUCAAAAUGCAGAUUAUUUAGGGUCUCAUACGCGAAACAUAACCUCAUUGACAAAGGCAAAAGACUUGAGGUGUACAGUGUGUGGCAGAAUUUAUAAGAAUAGAGCCAGACUGGAGUACCACAUUCAGAGUCACCACACUCCAAAGAAGUACCAUUGCACAGUAUGUAACAAGGCAUUCUCUCAACAAAAUCGAUUGAAAAAGCACUCAGUUACCCAUAGCACAAAAAGACCUUUUGAAUGUGACAUCUGUCACAAGGCAUAUAAAAGAAGCUUUGAGCUUACAGAACACAAGAAACGCCACAGUGCUACCAAGAAUUUUGUGUGUGACACAUGUGGUUAUGCAACGAUAAAGAGACUGACCCUGGAGAUGCAUAUGAAGAGACACUUUCAAGAUUACAAAUUCACAUGUGACAUUUGUGGCAAAGGUUACUAUACAAACUCAGAACUCAAAGGGCACAUGGCAUUCCAUUCAGGAGAAAAACUACAGUGUGAAGUCUGUGGGAAAGAAUUUCCUGGAAAGGCCCAUUUACGCAUCCAUCAGCAGAUUCAUGAUCCAGAUCGAAACACCCAGCGAUUUCCUUGUGAUGUUUGUGGAAAGGCAUUUGGAUACAAGUUCAAGCUAGAAGUUCACAAGAAAAGUCAUGCAGGAGAGCCAAAAUACAUAUGUGACAUAUGUGGGAAAGCAAUUGGUAGUAGGUGCUCGUUAAAGGUUCAUCGUCGUAUCCAUACUGGUGAAAAGCCAUUUGUUUGUGAAGUAUGUACUAAAGCAUUUCGUUCGCGUAACUAUAUGCGAGAUCAUAUGCGUUCACAUACAGGGGAGAAACCCCAUAAAUGUAGUGAAUGUGGUAAGUCAUUUACUCAGCGAUCAACCCUGGUCAUCCACAUGAGGUACCACACUGGACACAGACCAUACAAGUGUCAACAUUGUGGGAAGGGUUAUGUUACCAAGACCCUCAUGACAGCCCAUCAGAAGAGCCAUUAGUGUUUGAAAAAAUUGUUAGGCUCUUUGGUGUAAUAAACUGGACUUCCUUACUCUAUGGCCAGCAGCAUGUGAUGUUGCAGGCAGAAUCCUCCAUGUAACUGUAAUAGCAUACUCUUUGAUUGCUCUUGUCACAUAAAAUUUAAUAAUAAUCACUGACAUGCAAGUAUCAAAAUGGAACCUGCCAUAUUAAACUAUGUUCACAGGGCAUUCUUAAUAUACUGCCCAGUGCUUGUACCUGGUAGUCUGAAGCUGUGUGAUCACUGGAGUUGUUUGUGAUUUAUUUAACAGAAGUUAUUCUUUUUUAAAUGUCUCUUAUUGCAUUUGGAAUAAAUAAAUGUUUGAGAUUUGUUGGUUUACCUCAGUUCAUUA
Messenger RNA from Cryptotermes secundus, 1812 nucleotides. Its product is annotated as zinc finger protein OZF-like. The record is from RefSeq and is a predicted model, not a curated record. Gene Ontology annotation, cellular component: nucleus. Gene Ontology annotation, biological process: regulation of transcription by RNA polymerase II. Bases 55 to 1443 code for a protein of 462 amino acids. Lineage: Eukaryota; Metazoa; Arthropoda; Insecta; Blattodea; Kalotermitidae. The transcript has 2 exons. Gene Ontology annotation, molecular function: RNA polymerase II cis-regulatory region sequence-specific DNA binding; DNA-binding transcription factor activity, RNA polymerase II-specific.